This is a messenger RNA of Neoarius graeffei (lesser salmon catfish), 4353 nucleotides long. RefSeq names its product zinc finger and SCAN domain-containing protein 31-like. The record is from RefSeq and is a predicted model, not a curated record. The coding region runs from base 3216 to 3992 and encodes 258 amino acids. The transcript has 4 exons. Lineage: Eukaryota; Metazoa; Chordata; Actinopteri; Siluriformes; Ariidae.
UCUGAAGUAUUUCCGCAGAAGCGCAGUAAGAUCAUGGACCAGUCCAGUGUAGCGGGGACUGAGACGCUCUGAUGCCAUUUUAGCGUACGGCAUUUCAGAAAGACAAUCAGCGAAAAGUGAGAAACUAACUAUAAUUUCUUAACUGUACAUUUAUGAGGCGUUUUAUGGGCCUUUAGUCGCUUGGGACUCGAAACAGUGGCCUCCCUUUGUCUAAUGGUAAAUCCGCCUCUCCAGUGCACUAAAUCGCGACCCAGAGGAAGAAGUGGCUCUCAGUGGCUGGAGUUUCUCCCAGACAGUGCGGAGGGACAAAAUACCUCAGAUCAGGGAGUAUCAUGUAUAAUAGACAUAGAAUAUCUUUUUUUCAUAAUCCGAAAAAUAUCCCGAAAAAAGUUGUAGUCUAUCUCCGAAAAAAAGCGGUCCAGUGGAAAUCAGUUCGCUUCUCAUUCACUUCCUCAUGGCGAUGGCGGACUGAUCAGCUGCCGCAGUGUCUUUCUAGCGGCAGAUCCGAAAUGUCCUCACCCGCUUCCAGUCCGGGCUCAGAAAGAGAAAAGUUACUCAGCAACAGCCAGAAAUGGAGGUGGCGGAGCAGAGGAGGUGAAGUUACAACAAGUUCACCCGCUCAGAGCAGAAAGGAAUAAUUAAUUAGCGUAAACUACAAAAAACAAGCAAAAAAACUAACUAUAAUUUCUGAACUGUACAUUUAUGAGGCGUUUUAUGGGCCUUUAGUCGCUUGGGACUCGAAACAGUGACCUCCCUUUGUCUAAUAGUAAAUCCGCCUCUCCAGUGCACUAAAUCGCGACCCAGAGGAAGAAGUGGCUCUCAGUGGCUGGAGUUUCUCCCAGACAGUGCGGAGGGACAAAAUACCUCAGAUCAGGGAGUAUCAUGCAUAAUACAUUGAAAAUCUUUUUUUUUUUCAUAAUCCGAAAAAUAUCCCGAAAAAAGGUGUAGUCUCUCUCCGAAGCGGAAACAGGAAGUGUUAUAGUCAACAGAUGACGUUUAUAAAGUGAACGCGUUUGAGGAGACACAGAAACGCUGCUUGUAAGCUCACCUCAGGUCAUGAUACAAAGAAGCAGGAAAACAUCUUUCUCUCUGGGUUCAACCCCAAAACAACACCAUCAUAAUGCCCCAUAAAAUAAACAAACACAGCUGUAUGGACAGCCAUCCGGAUGAAGCCUCGUUUAAAACUCUGUGGCGUUUCUUUUUAUGGAGUGAAGGUGAAUAUUAAAGGUCUUCAAGCAGCGGCGACCAAAAAUCAAUAAAAAGCCCAGUGGAAAUCCGCUCGUUUCUCAUGGCGAUGUCGGACUGUCUUUCUCGCCGCGGACACACACACACACACACACAAAGACACGCAACUCCUGACGUCAUCACGCAUGCUCAGUGAGUUGCCAUACACUGCAGAUAAUGAUAAUAAGAUUGGACUGAAGCUUUGAAUUCAUGUUUUGUGUAUAUUAAAGCUGAACGGAAUAAAUACAAUGUUUAUUUCGAGUUAUGUGUUUUGGUUGAGUUUAUUGUCAGAGGAGUAGCAACAAAAUCAGGGUACUUACUUUACAUUGGGCCAUAAUGCAAAGGCAAAUCUCUCUCUCUCUCAAUACACGGAUCAUCGUAUGAAAGAACACUCAGGCUGAUAUCAAGUCAGCGGACUUUAGUUGUUAUCAAACAGUUCUCGGCUCUCGCUGGGCUUGUUUAUUUUGAGUGCUAUGACUGAUCUCAAAGACACGGCGUAUUUGUGCCACGGCUCGGAGAAUUGAGAUUCCUGUGUCUUUGGAUUCUAGCUCCAUGUCAAGUUACAAGCAAACUUCCUCAUUGAAGAUUCAGAUGUCUGACGUAUUUAGUUGAAUGCAUUCAAAGGAAAUCUUUCUCCCUCCCACCGCGAGCAGGAACAGGAGGUAUAUAAGGACUGACUCUCUUCUCUGCUCAGUUCCCUGCUGAACUUUGGAGGGUGUAAUGUGAAUAUUUUAUCCGCCGACAAGUGAGGAUGUGUAUGCAGAAACCUGGAGAUUUCAGAAUAACGAAGAACUUCAUAGUUUUUAUUUGGAAUUUCCUCUGUGCAGCCAUGUCUUUUACUUCCACAUGAGGAAACACAGAUCCAUUCGCUGAGAAAAACCUCCCUCUGGAAAGAGUCGAGUUACUGCGGAUUCUCCGCCCUGUACAGCCACUCCUCAUCAGUCACUGUACAUUUCCGUGUUUCAGUCCUGCAGGCUCGAGGGCUAUGUGGUGGAGGUGACUUUCCAGAAUCGCGGACAUCUUUUAUUUCAUGUUUCUCCGAGGUCUCUAGGCCGGUGGGCAGAAGAACUUUCUGAUGCGGUUUUCUGAGAAGCGACGGCUCCAUUUGUGUGAAACCUGCUCAUUGCGAUGGCUGUGUUUGCUUGUUUUGUCGGUCAUUAAUUCUGUUCGAGUUGAGACCAAAGAGAAGGAUGUUUUUCUGCGUCUUUGUAUUUAUGGCCCGAGUUCAGGGUACAAACAACGUCUCGACCUUCCCUCAAACGCCUUCAUCUUGUCACAGCAAAACAGUCGAAGUGGAGAAAUCCACAGAUCCUCACCCGUCGCUCCUGGCCGACCGAUGUUUCACUCCUGGCGCUGCGGAUGUGGACAAUAAGUCGGAGGUUUCAGAGUCAGGGCACAGUGAAGUUUCUAAAUGAUUAUUAGGGUAAGUUCGAGUUGCAGCUCAAGGGCCAAUCCGGCGACCAAUGGGUCGAAAUUCGUGGCCUUUUAUCCCCGUACGACGGAUAAUUGAUCUGGGCCUUUCAGCGUCGGAGCAUAACGUGUUAGUCAUUUAAAAAUAAUAUUUAGUAAUGGAAGUUUUAGUUGCAGUUGACAGGGCUAAGGGAUUUUCAGGUGACUCUCUUUGGAUAAAAUCUUGUAGUCGGUGGUGGCUCAGUGGACUCGAGGAAGAUUUCGAUUGAACUGCAUUUUAUUUGAGAAUGAAGCGCGAGGAUCACAGCCGAUACGACGGAGGUUCCGACCGCGCUUCGGUGCUUCUCAGUCCUCUGCUGGAUGUCUGAGCGCAGGAGGAGCGCAUGAUUUGCAUUCAAUUAUUUCACUCGUAUUUGCAAAUCGCAGAGUAAAAGGCUGAUCAUGACACUGGGAGGGCCAAUCUGCUCCUCAUCUCUCUGCAUGACUUUUGCACCUGGAGAAAAGGAUACAGCGACCGUCAGAAAUCAGCUGGACAGAGUGCACCAGUUGUAUCAAGGCCUUUGAUUGAGCAACAAUACACAAUGGAGCCCUCACAGCUCACCAACAUACAAUACCUUUGGAUUCUUCGUGACGUUCAACUAGAGCAAAAGCAGCUUCUGGAGGCCCUGAUGCAAGCACAGGCAGAAACCCAACAGAUGUUCCAGACCAUCAUACAGAGAGUGGGAUCUGAAGCUCGCAAGAAAGCCGUCUUGCAGUGGUCAGAGCAACAUCGUCAGCGGUUUCGCUCCUUGAUCCUCAGUGAUGUCGGCAACCCAUUUGCAUUUGCACAACAGCUCCAUGACCACUGUCAGAAGUGGUUGCUGGCUGAGGAUCAAGAUGCCAGAAGGAUUGUAGAGCGGGUGGUAAUGGAGCAGUUUGUUGCCCAACUUCCAGAAGUAACAGCCAAGUGGGUCCAGCACCAACAACCAGCAACACUAAACGAGGCCAUCCAAUUGGCAGAGAAUCACCUGGGAUCUCUCUCUCUCCCCUUCAACAUCUAUCUGAGUGAAGCAAUGCUAAAGGCAUGCUGGGUGAAGCGGUCAGAGCAACAUCGCCAGAGGUUCCGCUCCUUGACCCUCAGUGACGUCGGCCACCUAUUUGUGCUUGCACAAGAGCUCCAACACAACUGUGAGAAGUGGUUGCUGGCUGAGGAUCAUGACGCUGGAAGGAUUGUGGAACGGGUGGUAAUGGAGCAGUUCAUUAACCAGCUUCCAGAACAGACAGCCCACUGGGUUCAGCACCACCAACCAGCAACAAUAAAUGAGGCUAUCCAAUUGGCGGUGAACCAUCUGGCGUCUUUUGCUAUCUCUGCCCCUUAACAUGUCCCCAGUUUGGGGUAUUGGAAUAAAAAGAAAACCAGACAUAAUUCGUGACAUGUUAAUCAGGCUAAUAUUUUAUUUCGGACUCAAAAUCCUUAUUUCUACAAUAUUUAUUUCAUUAUUUACCUAUAAAACAGAGACAACCAUUCGAAUACCAUUAUUUGUAUGCGUGUAUUUAUUUCAUUUUAUUUUAUUUGUUUAUUGAUUAUCUUGAGCGGGGAAUUGUAAUCCAGUGGUUGUAACAUCAGUAUUGUCCUCAUAAUGGAGGGCGGAGUUUCUUCAGUCUGCAUCAUGUCCAGCUAAUGACAGUUCAUGGAGCAUAAACAAAGUGAAAACCUGUCUGGAAAAUGCCUUGUUACAA